UAACCGCAUUAUCUCAACGCCUCUCACUUCAAUCCACCACCACUCUCUUUUCUCCAUUCUUCACUCUCAAUUUGAUGCCCAAAACCAAACUAAACAAUGAACACUCAACAUAUUCAUACUCAAACAUUGCUUCCUCAAUCUUUCUGUUUUCAAAAGCACCCAUUCUUCUUAUCCUCACAAGCACAAUUUCAACAUAAAAAGUUUGCAACUUUUACUAUAAAGAAGAGCAGAUGCUUUAGUGGGUUUACUAGGAGUAAGGUUAGGAGCUCAGUGAGUGAAGUUGAAGAGAAAAAACAAGCAGAGCAACAAGUGGUGAAGAGGGCUUACCCAUUUCAUGAAAUUGAGCCAAAAUGGCAGAGUUUUUGGGAAAAGAAUCGAACUUUUAGAACCCCAGAUGAAAUUGAUACUUCUAAACCUAAGUUUUAUGUUCUUGACAUGUUCCCUUAUCCCAGCGGAGCUGGGUUACAUGUAGGCCAUCCACUGGGAUAUACCGCCACAGAUAUUUUAGCGAGGUUAAAACGUAUGCAAGGUUGCAAUGUUUUGCAUCCAAUGGGAUGGGAUGCAUUUGGAUUGCCUGCUGAGCAAUAUGCAAUCGAGACAGGAACUCACCCAAAACUCACAACAUUGAGGAACAUUAAUCGCUUCCGCACCCAGCUUAAGUCAUUGGGUUUCUCGUAUGACUGGGAUCGUGAAAUCUCCACAAUAGAACCGGAUUAUUAUAAAUGGACCCAAUGGAUCUUUCUUCAACUGCUCAAGAGAGGAUUGGCAUACCAGGCUGAAGUGCCAGUCAAUUGGUGUCCUGCUCUUGGCACUGUCUUAGCAAAUGAGGAGGUGGUGGAUGGUGUGAGUGAGCGUGGGGGGCAUCCAGUUAUAAGAAAGCCAAUGAGGCAAUGGAUGCUCAAGAUUACUGCAUAUGCUGAUCGUCUUCUUGAAGAUUUAGAUGACCUUGACUGGCCUGAAAGUGUAAAAGAAAUGCAAAGGAACUGGAUCGGGAGGUCUGAAGGUGCUGAAUUGGACUUUUAUGCUGUUGAUAGUAAUGGACAGAAAAGAGACAUAAAAAUUACUGUUUAUACAACCAGGCCUGACACAUUAUUUGGAGCAACAUAUUUAGUCGUAGCGCCAGAGCAUCCCCUGUUGUCAUCAUUAGUAUCCACAGCAUUGAGUAAAAAUGUGGAGGAAUACAAAGAAAUUGCUUCAAGAAAGAGUGAUCUCGAGCGGACUGAGCUUCAGAAGGAAAAAACUGGGGUCUUCAGUGGUUGUUAUGCAAGAAAUCCAGCAAAUGGGGAAGCAAUACCAAUAUGGGUUGCAGACUAUGUCUUGGGGAGCUAUGGAACAGGAGCAAUUAUGGCCGUGCCCGCGCAUGACAGUCGUGAUCAUGAGUUUGCUUUGAAGUAUGACAUUCCAAUUUGUUGGGUUGUGACACCAGAGGAUGAAAGUUGUGUUGAAUCUAGGAAGGCUUACUCUGGUGAAGGCACUGUAAUGAAUUCAUCAAAUGCAACAUCAGGGCUUGACAUCAAUGGCUUGAAUUGCAAGGAAGCUGCUUCUAGAGUUAUUGAGUGGGCUGAGAAAACUGGGAACGGAAAGAAAAAGGUAAACUACAAGCUCAGGGACUGGCUUUUUGCUCGGCAACGUUAUUGGGGGGAACCUAUUCCUGUCAUUUUCUUGGAGGGCACUAGUGAGAGUGUUCCACUUCAUGAAACUGAAUUGCCUCUAACCCUGCCUGAAUUGGAUGAUUUUACUCCCACUGGGACAGGAGAGCCACCGCUAUCAAAAGCAGUGUCUUGGGUUAAUACCACAGAUCCUUCAUCUGGGAAACCUGCUAAACGAGAAACAAGCACCAUGCCACAGUGGGCUGGUUCUUGCUGGUACUAUUUAAGAUUUAUGGACCCAAAAAAUUCUAAAGAAUUAGCUGACAAAACAAAAGAAAGGUACUGGGGUCCAGUUGAUGUUUAUGUUGGUGGUGCUGAACAUGCUGUUCUUCACUUACUUUAUUCUAGAUUCUGGCACAAGGUUCUUUAUGACAUUGGUGUGGUGUCGACCAUAGAGCCUUUCAAGUGUGUCAUAAACCAGGGGAUUAUCCUUGGGGAAGUUCAAUAUAUGGCUUGUAAAGAUGCAGAUGGGAACUAUGUAUCUGCAGACUCCAGUGACCUGUCUAGUGAACAUCAGGAAAGCAUUCCUGAGGAGAAAGUCAUGAAAUCUGGGGACUCUUUUGUCUUGAAAGAUGAUCCUAACAUUCGUGUAAUUGCUCGUGCCCACAAAAUGAGUAAAAGUAGGGGAAAUGUUGUCAAUCCUGAUGAUGUUGUUUCUGAGUAUGGUGCAGAUUCCCUUCGUUUGUAUGAAAUGUUCAUGGGACCAUUUAGAGACUCCAAAACUUGGAAUACAAGUGGUAUCGAAGGUGUGCAUCGAUUUUUGGGAAGAACUUGGAGACUGAUUGUCGGUUCACCUUUACCCGAUGGUACAUUCAAAGAUGGAAGUGUGAUAACUGAUGAGCAGCCUACUUCAGAACAACUUCGUGCCCUACAUAAAUGCAUAGCUAAGGUGACUGAGGAGAUCGAAGGUACUCGGUUCAACACUGGUAUUUCUGCAAUGAUGGAGUUCAUUAAUGCAGCAUAUAAGUGGGAUAAACAUCCAAGAAAAAUUAUCGAACCAUUUGUUUUAUUGCUCUCGCCAUAUGCACCCCACAUGGCAGAGGAGCUUUGGUUUCGAAUGGGGCACUCAAAUUCAUUGGCAUAUGAGUCAUUCCCCGAGGCAGAUCCCGCUUACUUGAAGGACUCUACAAUAGUCCUACCAAUUCAGAUCAAUGGCAAGAGCCGGGGUACCAUUCAAGUCGAAGAAGGAUGUUCAGAGGAAGAAGCUUUCAGAUUAGCUUCCUUGGAUGAGAAACUCUCCAAGUAUAUAGAUGGGAAAACAAUCAAAAAAAGAAUCUAUGUCCCAGGAAAGAUCAUGAACAUAAUUUUGGACCGUCAAAACGCCAAGGUAGGUGCCAAAUAACUACUUCUCGUAGGAGAUGUUGCUGAGCAUCAUAAUAAUUUCCAAUCGAAAGACACAACCAUGCAUUUAUCUCAUAUCCGUCAAUUCAACAGAAUGCAUGAAUAUACAGAGGAAGACAUCGCUAAUUUUCAGCUCAUUUGAAUGUAUAAGAAUGUGUCAAGGGGUAUUUUCAUGGAGUUGACAAGCUAAAUUGUUUGCUUCAAAGGGGAGCUUCAAA
This is a messenger RNA of Pistacia vera, 3208 nucleotides long. Its product is annotated as leucine--tRNA ligase, chloroplastic/mitochondrial. Gene Ontology annotation, biological process: leucyl-tRNA aminoacylation. Gene Ontology annotation, molecular function: ATP binding; leucine-tRNA ligase activity; aminoacyl-tRNA deacylase activity. The coding region runs from base 97 to 2991 and encodes 964 amino acids. Lineage: Eukaryota; Viridiplantae; Streptophyta; Magnoliopsida; Sapindales; Anacardiaceae. Gene Ontology annotation, cellular component: cytosol. The transcript is spliced from 20 exons. The record is from RefSeq and is a predicted model, not a curated record.